AGCUGCACUCCAGCUGCUGGUACCCUGUCCUCAGGUGUGACACUGGCCGGAAGUUUGGACCUGCUUAUUGAACUAGAAAUUCUAAGAAGUUUGACAAGCUGUAUUUCCAAGAGCCUUGCAGGUGAUUCUGAUGUGUGCUGAUACUUGAGAGCCAUCGAUAUAGAAGCACAAGUUCUGCUCCAGGGCUGCGAAGUGGACCUGCAAGAAGCAGAGCACAAAAAGGGAGACAGACAGAAGCAAAUUUUUCCCAAAGAUUAAGAAGGAUCUACUGGGUUCUGAGGCUAAAAUAUGAACCUUCCGUCCACCUGGGAUUCCCGACUUCCACCUGAGCCUAUGAACAAGAUGCCUGCACCUGUUUUCUCAUUAAAAUUGAAGACCUCGCCAGAGUCCAAUAUGUCCUAAUCAAUUUCCUGUACUAUCCUGGAAAGUCUUGUGGAGCUUCUAAGCACUCAACAGCUGUCAAAUCUCAUCUUCAUGCAGACUAUGAGCUGCGAUCAACAGAUAUGGAAAAGAAAACUAAAUAGAACAUCAUGGCAAGUCUAGACUGGGGAUAUGAUGGCCCAAAUGGUCCUGAUCAAUGGAGCAAGCUGUAUCCCAUUGCCAAUGGAAAUAACCAGUCUCCCAUUGACAUUAAAACUAGUGAGGCCAAACAUGACACCUCUCUAAAGCCCAUCAGUGUCUCUUACAAUCCAGCUGGUGCCAAAGAAAUCGUCAACGUGGGACAUUCCUUCCAUGUGAAUUUUGAGGAUGAUAAAUCAGUGCUGAAAGGUGGCCCCUUCUCUGACAGCUACAGGCUCUGUCAGUUCCAUUUUCACUGGGGCAGUACAGAUGCAUACGGUUCUGAGCACCUGGUGGAUGGAGCCAAGUAUUCUGCAGAGCUUCACAUAGUCCACUGGAAUUCGGCGAAGUACUCCAGUGUGGCCGAAGCCAUCUCAAAGCCUGAUGGUGUAGCAAUUAUUGGUGUCUUGGUGAAGGUUGGUCAGGCCAACUCAAAGCUGCAGAAAGUACUUGAUGCCCUAAGUGAAGUUAAAACUAAGGGCAAACGGGCCCCAUUCACAGAUUUUGACCCCUCCAUUCUCCUUCCCUCAUCCCUGGAUUACUGGACCUAUUUUGGCUCUCUGACUCAUCCUCCCCUCCAUGAAAGUGUGACCUGGAUCAUCUGUAAAGAGACCAUCAGUGUCAGCUCAGAACAGCUGGCACAGUUCCGCAGUCUUCUAUCCAGUGCCGAAGGUGACAAAGCUGUCCCCAUACAGCACAACAACCGACCACCACAGCCAGUGAAGGGUAGAGUGGUGAAAGCCUCAUUCUGAUGGGGCCAAGAAGGAGCUCAUCUCAAGAACCCAGCCGUGCUUCCAACAUAACGCAGAUGAUCAUUUUUAAGAAACAAACAUUUCAAUACUAGCAAGAGAGCAUACUUAUACAUUUAUCCUAGAGAAUUAGAGAAACAUCAAGUUUAGUUCUCAGUGCAUAACUCAAAUCAUCCUUAAGCUUGCAAAUACUGAUCUAUAAGCAUAAGUUUAUGAUAAAUUCAACUUUAUUUUAUGGAAUUUUUUAUAAUCACAGCUAAGUGAUUUGUC
This is a messenger RNA of Chinchilla lanigera (long-tailed chinchilla), 1577 nucleotides long. RefSeq names its product carbonic anhydrase I (gene Ca1). The transcript has 11 exons. The coding region runs from base 531 to 1310 and encodes 259 amino acids. Gene Ontology annotation, molecular function: carbonate dehydratase activity; zinc ion binding. NCBI's taxonomy places the organism in Eukaryota, Metazoa, Chordata, Mammalia, Rodentia, Chinchillidae. The record is from RefSeq and is a predicted model, not a curated record.